This is a messenger RNA of Leptopilina heterotoma, 1374 nucleotides long. RefSeq names its product mitochondrial protein import protein ZIM17-like. Gene Ontology annotation, cellular component: mitochondrion. The transcript has a single exon. Gene Ontology annotation, biological process: protein import into mitochondrial matrix; protein folding; protein stabilization. The coding region runs from base 135 to 755 and encodes 206 amino acids. The record is from RefSeq and is a predicted model, not a curated record. Gene Ontology annotation, molecular function: protein-folding chaperone binding; zinc ion binding. Lineage: Eukaryota; Metazoa; Arthropoda; Insecta; Hymenoptera; Figitidae.
UAUGUUGUCAUCGAAAGGUUAUGUUCGUAGUCAACGUGCUCCAGAAAAACAUUGAUAUUGCCAAUCAUUUAGACGAUUUACUCGCAUAAAAAUAUAUUUUCUUCUAAAAAUUACUGAUUGUUAACUAGUUUAAUAUGUUCCUGAUCCGAAGAGCAAUUUUAUCGAGACAAAACUUGACUUUAAAGUUAAUUCAAGAUCAAAUAAACUCCAAAAAUUUUGAUGCAACUUCAUUCACUGGUGGUGUGAGAUUUUGUCAACAACAAAGAUUUUGCUCUUCAGAACUUAAACAACAAUCAAUUCCAGAAGAUAAAGAGGUUAAGAAACAUCCUCUGGGCACAACAAACGUAACAAAAAUGAAAUUGAUAUUCACGUGUAAAAAGUGUUCGACGAGAAAUAAUAAAAUAAUUUCAAAGUUGGGCUACGAAAAAGGUGUUGUUAUUGUACGUUGUGAUGGUUGUAGUAACAAUCAUUUAAUUGCUGACAAUUUGGGAUGGUUCGCCGAUAGAGAUGAAAAAACAAACAUCGAAUAUAUUCUCAGGAAAAAGGGUGAAACUGUUCGAAGAAUACCACACGAUUCUGACGGUUAUAUGGAAUUUGUCACCAAGGAGAUUCUCAAGGAAUUUCAAAAACAACAAAAAUCAGAUGAAUCCUUAUUGGAAAACGAACAAUUAGUGUCGGAAAAUAAUAGAAAACAACAGGAAUCAGAGUCAACUGAACAAAAAAAAGACUCUGACAAAAAAGAAGAUUUAAAAUAAAAUUUUUUUGAGAAUAGUAUAAAAAUUUAUUAUAAAAUUGUUUAAAUAACAUACAAAAUAAUCGCAGUGUAAAUUUUCUUGUAUAUAGAUACGUAAGUAAAAUAUUUGGAAAAUAUUUUUUUUUAUUGUCUACGCGAUGAAUUUCAAACCGAAACCAAUUAACAGAAAAAACUUCACUUUCAAUUUGUUUUUAAUUUUGAAAUUAUUUGAUGUAAAUUAAAAUUAAAUUAUUAAAUUAAUACAUAGAGCGGAAAACUUAAAUAACUAUUUUUAUAAUUCACUGUUUUUCAUUUUUGAUUUACUUUGCCCAUAUGAUUAAAACAAAAUCACUGGUUAUUUUAAUUAAAAAACUGAAAUAAAGAUUGAAAUAUUAAAAUGAUAAUUAUUACGAUCAGUAAUUCAUAUAUCAAAUAAAUAAUUUCUAAAUCUAUAAUAUUGAAUUCCGACAAUGUUAACUAGUUUUCAUUAAAUCAAAUAUAUGGCGACAUCAUUGGCAAAUGACAGAAUUCUAGAAAUGCAAUAAAAAUCUUGAGCGUUGUAUUUUUUUUUCUUAUAUUCUAUCGUAGUUGUGUUUAACUUUCGCAAAUAUUUUUUUAUAAACAAAGUUAAACGUCACUAA